CUCUGAUCAGCUCUGCUGUCCUGCGUGCGCGCGCCCCGAUGUGCGUUACUGUUAUUAUUCAUCUCUGGUCAACCAAAGAGCACGAGACCAGACAAUAAGCCAUCACACACGCUGGAAACUUAAAUAGUUAAACAUGAGCUGAUCAUUAACUUAUUCAUCAACUUUUUCAUAUUUUGGAGUCUUCCCCCCUGCAUUGCUGAUGAAGUGAGUUCAUGAAGAGCUUUUUUUUUCUGUACAAGGACACAACUACAUUUGUUGGCAUGAGAAUGGCUUGAAGCGAAACGAGAGAUUUGCUGAAGAAUGCACUGAGGUGGACUCAAAUGAAGAUUUCUACUGUCUGCAUGUGCUCUGCAAUAAAAGAUGAAGACGGCAAACAAAUGGACCGUUUGGGACAAGCUCCUAAAAUAGAUCUGCUGUUUUGGAAUAACAUGAAGAGAAUUCAUACGGAUUCUUGCCCUGCUCAUGGCUGACAGAGGUGCAGGAUCAAGUCACCUUUAGGAAGAUCUUUAAACCUGGGAUUAAGUGUGGACUGAGAUUCAAAUGUGUCGAGGAUGCUUGUCACGGAUAUGUUAUGGUGCGAAGCUGGAUUGAUCAUAUCGCUUUAAUCCACUUGUAGCCUCCCCCAGCCCCCCUACCCCACCCCAUGUCAGAUCUUUCCUAAAUUAUGGAAAUUUUUUGGAAGACGCUGACUUGGAUAUUUAGCCUGGUCUUGGCCGCUGCUGAAGCUCAGAUCCUUUCAUACAACUCUCAAGCGGAAUUCCUGUCCACGCUGGAGCACUACCAGCUAACAGUACCAGUGCGGGUGAAUGAGAGGGGCCAGUUCAUGAGUUACACUGUGAAGCAUUACAGGCCCGGUCGACGGCGACGUGGACUGGACCAGACUGAGCUGGACCACACUGAGACCAGGCUUUUUUACAAACUCUCAGCCUACGGCAAGCACUUUCACCUGAACCUGACACUCAACCCCAACCUGGUUUCUAAACAUUUCACGGUAGAGUACUGGGGCAGAGACGGACUAGACUGGCAGCAUUCAGUGGUCGAUAACUGCCACUAUGUUGGAUACCUACUGGAUCAAUAUAGCACUACAAAAGUGGCUUUGAGCAACUGCAAAGGCUUGCAUGGCGUCAUUACCACAGAGGACGAGCAAUAUUUAAUAGAGCCAUUAAAAAAUAUAUCCAGAAAUUUCAGUGACGUCAACCAAGAUGGACAACCACAUGUUAUUUAUAAAAAGACUUCCAUUCCUUCUCUGCAAGAGCCAAGCGAGGAGCUCAGCUGUGGUGUUUCAGACCUCACAGUAACCAGGACACCCAGCUACGAUACCAAUCCCGAAGCAUACACACCUUACCCAGCCACCGAAGGCAACAGCUCGAUGGGUGGCCACCGCCAGCGACGCUCUGUCAGCUCUGAACGCUUUGUGGAGACCCUAGUGGUGGCGGACAAAAUGAUGGUCGGCUACCACGGUCGCAAAGACAUCGAGCACUACAUCCUGUCCGUAAUGAAUAUUGUUGCCAAACUUUACCGUGAUGCCAGUCUUGGAAACGUUGUGAACAUUAUUGUAACCCGACUGAUUGUUCUGACAGAAGAUCAGCCCAACUUGGAGAUAAACCACCAUGCAGACAAAUCUCUAGACAGCUUCUGUAAAUGGCAGAAAUCCAUUCUUUCUCAUCAGGGAGAUGGAAACAGUAUCCCAGAGAACGGGAUCGCCCAUCACGACAAUGCUGUUCUCAUCACAAGGUAUGACAUCUGCACCUAUAAGAACAAACCCUGCGGUACUCUCGGUUUGGCAUCCGUAGCUGGAAUGUGUGAGCCGGAGAGGAGUUGUAGUAUUAAUGAAGAUAUAGGCCUUGGUUCAGCCUUCACUAUUGCUCAUGAGAUUGGACACAAUUUCGGCAUGAACCACGAUGGGAUCGGGAACUCCUGUGGAACCAAAGGUCACGAGACAGCCAAGCUGAUGGCGGCCCAUAUCACAGCCAACACCAACCCCUUCUCCUGGUCGGCCUGCAGCAAGGACUAUAUCACCAGCUUUUUGGACUCAGGUCGGGGAACAUGUCUGGACAAUGAGCCUCUGAAACGAGACUUCCUGUACCCCACUGUGGCUCCAGGGCAGGUGUACGAUGCAGAUGAGCAGUGUCGUUUCCAGUACGGCGCCUCCUCCCGUCAGUGCAAAUAUGGGGAAGUGUGUAGAGAGCUCUGGUGCCUUAGCAAAAGUAACCGCUGUGUCACCAACAGUAUCCCCGCCGCAGAAGGAACCCUGUGCCAGACAAGCACCAUUGAAAAGGGGUGGUGCUAUCAGGGUGAAUGUGUGACGUUUGGGACGUGGCCGCAGAGCGUGGAUGGGAGCUGGGGACCGUGGACCUCCUGGGGCGAGUGCAGUCGUACCUGUGGCGGCGGCGUCUCCUCUUCCAUGCGACACUGUGACAGCCCAGCGCCGACCGGCGGAGGGAAGUACUGCCUCGGAGAGAGGAAGCGCUACAGAUCGUGUAACACUGACGCUUGUCCAGCAGGAUCACGUGACUUUAGGGAGAAGCAGUGUGCCGAUUUUGACAACAUGUCUUUCCGUGGGAAGUACUACAACUGGAAGCCGUACACUGGAGGUGGAGUGAAACCGUGUGCGUUGAACUGUCUGGCUGAGGGCUACAACUUUUACACCGAACGUUCUCCCGCCGUCAUUGACGGCACGCGCUGCCAGGCCGACUCGCUGGACAUAUGCAUCAAUGGAGAGUGUAAGCAUGUUGGCUGUGAUAACAUCCUCGGCUCGGAUGCCAAAGAGGACAGAUGCCGUGUGUGCGGAGGCGACGGCAGCACGUGUGAGGUCACCGAAGGACUGUUCAACGAUUCGCUUCCAAGAGGAGGUUAUAUGGAGGUUGUCCAGAUACCAAAAGGAUCGGUUCAUAUUGAAAUCAGGGAAGUGGCCGUGUCAAAAAACUACAUUGCUUUGAAAUCGGAGGAGGAUGACUAUUACAUCAAUGGAGCCUGGACCAUCGACUGGCCCCGCAAAUUUGACAUUGCAGGAACAGCCUUCCACUACAAGAGGCCGACUGAUGAACCUGAGUCACUUGAAGCUUUAGGGGCCACCAUUGAAAAGUUGGUGGUUAUGGUGCUACUUCAGGAACAAAACGUUGGCAUCCACUACAAGUUCAAUGUGCCGAUCCAGCGUACAGGAAGUGGGGACAAUGAAGUGGGCUUCUCCUGGCACCAUCUGCCCUGGUCUGAGUGCUCAGCAACAUGCGCGGGAGGCUCGCAGAAGCAGGAGGUGGUGUGUAAAAGACUGGACGAUGGUUCUGUGGUCCAAAACAGCUACUGUGACCCAGACGGCAAACCACCAGGGAACCAGCGACCCUGCAACACUGAGCCGUGUCCUCCGGAGUGGUUUAUCGGUGACUGGUCAGAAUGUGGGAAGACCUGUGAUGGAGGCGUCCGAACACGCACUGUUUUGUGUAUCCGUAAAAUCGGACCCGCCGAGGAAGAAACCCUGGAGGACAGCCACUGCCUGACCCAUCGGCCAAUAGAACAAGAGUCCUGCAACAAUCAGUCCUGUCCGCCCCAGUGGGUGACGCUGGACUGGUCUGAGUGUACCCCAAAGUGUGGCCCUGGCUUCAAGCACCGCAUAGUUCUAUGUAAAAGUAGCGACCUGACCAAAACCUUCCCACCAGCGCUCUGUUCUGACCACAACAAACCUCCAGUCCGUAUGCGCUGCAGCCUUGUUCGCUGUCCGCCGCCAGGCUGGGUCCCUGGAGAAUGGGGACAGUGCUCUGCUCAGUGCGGAAUAGGGCAGCAGAAGCGUCUGGUUCAGUGUCUGUCAUAUACGGGACAGCCUUCCACUGAAUGUCAAGAGUCACAACGGCCCAACAUCAUGCAGCAGUGUGAAAGCAAAUGUGACUCUACACCCAUCUCCGGUGGCGACGAGUGCAAAGACGUAAAUAAGGUGGCAUAUUGCCCGUUGGUGCUGAAGUUCAAGUUCUGCAGCCGUGCGUACUUCAGACAGAUGUGCUGCAAGACGUGCCAAGGACACUGACCCCGUGGAGAGAAGCAGAGACAGAUGCUGCAACGAGGAAAAGCGAGAGAAAACUGGCAGAGAGAAAAGUCAACGCUGGGCACAGAAGAAGGAAGGAAGGCUCUCUCUCGCUAAUCAACACACACACACAACUGUUUUUAGCCCUGUGGAACCCAAACCACUGCUCAGCACUGCGCUGACACCUGUCUUAUUUUCACUUCUGUGAAGUGGGAAUGUAUAAAAUUAUCAUUAUUGUUGUUAUUUUUAUAAUAAUAAUAAUAAUAAUUGCUAUUGGUUAUUAUUAUUAUCAAUGUCUUUCUGUUGUUAUAAUCCAAAGUGCUGGACACAACACUCACAGAAGUACCACGGCAGAGGUUUACUUCAAGGCUCCCACAUAAGGGAGCUCGGGACAUUGGUAUAACCCUGGGUCCUGCAAACACACUCCUAACAUCGUUCUGUUGGCAACACUGCAUUCAGGAGCAUUCAAACUGACAAUGAUUGCUGGCAGCAUCAGAGCGACUGGAAAUCAUUUGUUUUGAGUAAGAGUUGGCGAUUUGAGGCAACGUGAGUGUCAGAGACAAAGUACUGUAACCAGCAACCGGAGUGCAGACACUGUCAUUCAUGUGAUCCGGCAUCUGAUACAGCUGUCUAAUAGGAACAUUUCCAAACAUGGAUAGUACUGAAAUUUGGUGACUGCACCAUGCAUUAGGUUUAAGGUAAAAAUAACAAUCCAAAUGUUCCACCCAAAUUAUCUUUUUCGCUCCUAAAGUCAAAGAAGUAUAGAUCAGGGAUAACCAGUCUUGUUCCUGGAGACUUCAGUUCCAACCUACUCCAACACAUCUGCCUGUUGAUUUAACUAAACUCUGCGGGAUGGUUGUCCCCCAUGAGCAGGGUCAGUAUAUAUUUAACAGACCAGGUGUGUCCAAUCCUACUCCUGUAAGGCAUAGGUGGAGCGUGUGUAAGGCUGGGGAAGGCUCCUGUACGAACAAAUUAAAUAUAUUGCGUUUGUUGCUAACAAAGUGAAAAUGAAUAUAAAGUGUUGAUUGUGGCAUUAGAUUAAGAUCUGCUCAUGUUGCACCAGGGUUACCAGGUUUUCGCAAACAAAACAUGUCCAACUUCUACUGAAAACUAGCCCAAUCGUAAAAUACAGGUGAAACAAUUUUUUAAAUACUAGGUAAAAAUCACAUUCUAAAUACACGUUUUUCAGCGGGGAUCCACCAGUAAAAUUUGUAUUCCAGGGUCUUAAAAUCACGUUAUUGGGGUCGCUUCAACCUGCGGACAUGAAAAACAACUCGCAGUUUAAAUAAAUCAACUCCAUAGCGAAUUCCAAUUGAUCACAUGUUUAGAACGUUCCAUUUUAGCCCAUUACCAUGAUUCUGCCAGCAGUGGGCAUUUGUUCAAUAUGAUCAAUGAUAUACAUCCAAAUCAAUGAGACUGAUGAAGGUUAGCAAAGGAAAGGACAUAAAAAAACAAGUGUAGCCAGUGUAGGACAGUGGCCCUCCUGGAGCAGGAUUGGACACCCCUAGAUGGUUAGGCAAUGUUGUUCAGCUUGUCCUGUUGCUUUUUGCGGUUAGAUUGAGAUCAUACUAGAUAUGCAUGUGGUUUAAUUGAAAUCCAUCAUUUGGAAUUUCUACAGUAUGUACAUUUAUUCACUUGGCAAAUCCUUUUUCCAGAGCAACUUCCAUUGCAUUCAUAGUUUACAACCCUUGACCUUGGCAUGGCUUGAGCCAGGCUCUACCAGUUGAGGAACUUCUAAACUAAAGUUGUUUUGACAGUAACUUUCCAAAGUCAGAUAGAGACCCAAGGGCAAAAGACCAACAGGGUAGUGUGAUUGGGUGCUUUGGUGCUGAACUUCUGCAGAAGAAAUCUCAAUUAGAGCUUCAGAGUCCAGAUGUUCAGUUGAGUUAGCCACCUGUUUAACUGAGCUGAAUCACAUGACCACGGGCCAAAGAAUUCCACCAUUGUCUGACACUCGAACAAGGCCUGAAAAUCAGAUCAGUUCCGAAGGGACGUUUCUACUAUUGUGUCUCUAGAAUUAUUGUGGACACCAGAGAGACAUUAAUUGCUAUUCUGACGUGAUUCUGCUUUAUGGAUCCAUAUUCUGCUUUAAAUUCUAGGGUUCUGACAUCUAUGCGUCUGUUCCGGGGACCAGCAUGUUCCAGACGCAAUAAUUUUCACAUAAAAUGCGUGCUGCAGCCACACUCCGCCACAUUAUCAGCAGAAUACACAGACAAUCCAUCAGCACAGGGAUGACUUGCUUGGAGAUCUCCAGGUCUGUGAUGCUGAUGCAUUAGUAAAGUUAAGUGAAGGGCCAGUGCCUGGGUAACCUGCCAGACCCCGCAGAUCCGGUCUGCCAUCGACUACCUCCAAAACACCCCCUCUUCCUCCUUCCCUGAGAUCACAGUGCUUCCAGCCCACACUCUUAAACCCUCCACACUCCAUGGUGCUUUUCUUUCCUCGGUGGAGGACUGUUUGUUCCACUGCCCUUCUUCCGCUCAUCUUUUGAGUGGGCGGCUCUUCUGGCCCCAUGGUGCUAUAAGACCUUGAUGCUUUCUGGGUAUGCGGUCUGACAGAAAAGCAAAAAUACUUAAGCUCUAUUCCAAAUCCUAGUGAGCUCCCUACCUAAACCAUCUUUUUAAGGAAUCAUAGGGCUUUCUGGUGCAAUGGUCGUUCCAAAAAGUAGGCUGUUCCUUUUUAUGAGACCUUUUUUUAAACACAUUUAAAGGCAAGAUAACGUUUAUUUUGUAAAGGCAAUCCCAGAAUGCAUUGCUCAGCAUCGGACAAAGUGGAAAGAUAUGUGCUAUGCAUUUUUAUGCUUGUUUUGGAAUAUUGUGUCAUUAGCUUAGCUACUGGAAUCAAUUGUGCGUCAUGUUUACUGUGCACUUUACGAAUGCUAUUUGUGUGGCAUGUGGGGUUGUUGCCUACAUAGUGUUUCAAAUCCGACAGUCGACAGGUCCUAUUCCCAUUACAAUGCUGCUUUAGGCCUGAAAUAUACUCUACACAACCAUACAAAUGCAAAUUCUAGCUAAGCUGGAUAUCACAUGUUGCAUUACAAAACAUGUUGGACCACGUCACAUUCGUAGCAUUGACACAUUCUAAGUCAUGUUUCUUGACAUGGAAAGCAUAUGACUAAACCACACAAAGAAAAGCAGCUUGCUAGGUUUUGGAACACAGCUUUUGUGUCUUUCUUUCUGUCCUUUUACUUCACAUUGGUUUAUGUCUUGCAUUUUUCCAUCAUCCAUGGCUGAAUGACUUAACCCUGGUCUCUCUUAGCCAAGGGAACAUCAAAUGAUACAGAAUCAAUUUUAGAUCUCAGCAUUGUCACGAGACACAACUGAUUAUUGAAAUGAGGAGUUAUGGGACAUUUUGAUGUUUUUUUAAUCAUACAACCAUUCUACUUUUGCUGCUGCUACUUUUUUGUAGCCACAAAUACAAUAUUAAUCGAUUAUGUAUUAUAAAAUGUUUAUAUUGGGAUUAUUCAACAGUGAACAUUGAACAGCGGAAUUGUAGGCCCAACAUGCUGAGCAUCCUGUAAAUCCUAAGGCUUGAAGUACAAGUUUACUGGCUUUUGGGACAUGGACUCUCAAUAAGACACUCAAUGAAACUGGUACUGAUCGCUGUGAACUUGUGUCUUUGAAUGUCACAUUGUUUAACCUGUACCUAUAGAAGAGAGGUUUGCAUUUUUUUUUGUGAAUAGUUGCUUACAUUUUAUAUUCAGUAUUAUUAAUGUUGGUACACUGUUACUAAUUUCUUUUUUUUUUUUCAUUUGUAAAUUAUAUGCUAAUUUAUUGCCAUGUGUCACUUGUCUUAUGUAUGUUUCACUGCAUGCAAACUGAAAUCUAGCCUAGUGAAAUCGAUGCAGUGGAAUAACACCCUUCACGAUCUUGUUUUAGUCUUGGUAAAAUGUGAGUUUGAAUGUGUCUUAUUUGCUACUAGAGCGCUCUUAAAACUGUGUCAGAAUGCUUUUGUGUGACUAGGUGCGUUUGAGUGUGUGUUUGUUGAUACUGAUGAUAUUACUGCACUGUUUCUCGAGGGCCAGUGCUCACAAAAAUAAUAAUAAUAAAUAACGGUAAAUGGUGUCGAAGUGUAAGGACAAAAAUAUUCCCAUAGUAACUUUAACAUUCUCAGUCCUUUGGCUUGUACCCUUGGUGAAUCCAACAAUAUGUAAUGGAUCCUGAAUAAAAUGACUUUAAAGGGGUUGUGUUUGCUUAG
This is a messenger RNA of Carassius auratus (goldfish), 8206 nucleotides long. Its product is annotated as A disintegrin and metalloproteinase with thrombospondin motifs 6-like. The record is from RefSeq and is a predicted model, not a curated record. Gene Ontology annotation, cellular component: extracellular matrix. Gene Ontology annotation, biological process: extracellular matrix organization; proteolysis. Gene Ontology annotation, molecular function: metalloendopeptidase activity. The coding region runs from base 665 to 4015 and encodes 1116 amino acids. The transcript has 25 exons. NCBI's taxonomy places the organism in Eukaryota, Metazoa, Chordata, Actinopteri, Cypriniformes, Cyprinidae.